AAUGAAAACCGCCAUGGGUUGAUAACGCCAUACCGGCAGAGGAAUCGUCGAGUGCUUUUCAAAGGUGUAUCGGUUUCGCGGGUUGAGGUUGGGUCUGUCACGUGAUACACGUCGGUAAUGGCGAGUCGGGACUUCUGACAGUUGAGGGUUCGCAAGCUCGCGUCGAGAAUCGUUGUAAAUGCAUCUGAAAAUUAUAUCUUAAAUUGUCGAGUCCGGUUUUGUUUGCUCAACAGGUUUUGAUCGGUGAUAAAUUUAGUCAAGAGAGAGACUGCUUCCGGUUGUCAGAAGGAGACAAGUGUCGGUGUUCGUUGAUUCGUCGCGCGCUUGUAAUACCAAUCUUCGGUUAACGGUGUGGCUGAGUCAAUCCUUUGGUGUUUCUCGGAUAUAUUCCCACCGGUUGCAAAGCUUGAGGAUUAACGACAAGCUUACAGUUCGGGGAUCACAGCUGGUGAGAUAUAACUGGGUCCGCUGAAAAUAAUCAAUUAAUGAGGAAGUGAGCAGCGAGGUGCCGCUUAAUUGCUUCGUGCAGUUGCAAGCAGUUCGGACGUGUGUGUGUUGUGUCGGUAGCCUGCGUAUCGCACACAUACCAUAAUAAAUAUUUCUUGUCGCUCGUCGCUCUCGUUCGAAGGAAGAAUAACUGCAGGGGUGGAAUAAAUAACCGAGCGAUUGCUGUGGGCGGCGGAGAAGGCAUACCGGAAAGAGUACACGUCGGAAAUAAAAGGGAACCGCUCUCCGAAGGAGAAAGAGAGAAACGCAGUGAUCAUGCCUGCACCUACUACAGCGGGUGGACCCGGUGGGGACGCCGGUCCCGAUGGAGGCGCGGGAGCCGGACCUCCGCGUACCGAACUUCAGGAACUCCAACUGAAGGCUGGUCAAACCACAGAUGAGUCGUUGGAGAGCACGAGGCGUAUGCUGGCGUUAUGCGAGGAGAGCGAGGAAGUUGGAGCAAACACUCUGAUGAUGUUGGACCACCAAGGCGAGCAACUGGACAGAAUCGAAGAGGGCAUGGACCAGAUCAACGCUGACAUGCGAGAGGCUGAAAAGAACUUGACGGGGAUGGAGAAAUGUUGCGGUCUCUGCGUAUUACCCUGUAACAAAGGGGCGAGCUUCAAAGAGGACGAGGGCACGUGGAAAGGAAACGACGACGGGAAGGUGGUCAACAAUCAGCCCCAGCGGGUGAUGGACGACCGCAACGGUCUGGGACCGCAGGGCGGUUACAUAGCGAAGAUAACGAACGACGCGCGGGAGGACGAGAUGGAGGAUAACAUGGGCCAGGUGAACACGAUGAUCGGGAACCUCCGGAACAUGGCCAUUGACAUGGGUAGCGAGCUCGAGAAUCAGAAUCGGCAAAUCGACAGGAUCAAUCGCAAGGGCGAGUCGAAUGAGACGAGGAUACAGGUGGCCAACGAGCGAGCUCAUCAGCUGCUUAAAUAAGCCGCCUGACCCGACCGUCGAUCGGCACCUCCACACACAUCUCCACCACCACCACCACUACAUCUACUAAACACCCUAAUUAUCAGUUACCGUACCGACGCAUCGUUACGCAUACCUACACUCGAGGUGUCGCUUAUUGUUUAUACAGUAUUACAGAGAAGAUACGAACAUACACAUACGGUGGCGUUAUAUAUUUAUGUACUUAACGACCUAGUAUUACAAUUGAUUAAUCGUAGCGUAGUCUCUACCGACCUCGCAGUGUCCCGUAUACCCCGUCGCCUCGGCUGAAGGGGUUCGCGGUGGACUUUCCAAGGUCGACCCUGUCGCAUAUAUUCAACAACAACAACAACAACAACAACACCAUUCGGUAUUCGAACGCGCGGGUAUUUUCGGUAUACCGUACCUUAUCACCCCGCGGCUCUCGUACGCGCAUGCAUCCAACUCGGUUCGAAUCUUACCACGCUACGUGUAGAGAUCACAGCUUCCUCUCGUGAACGCGUGUCUCUUCGCACGCGUAUCGUACGUAACUCGAAUCCCCGAUGCCCAGACGAGUGAUCAAUUACAAUCACCGAAGGAUCAAUUAUAUCGCGUGUAUGUGUGUGUGUGGUGUAGGGGGAGUCCAACGAAACUCGGAUUGCGGUGGCCAACCAACGUACGAACAAGCUACUGAAGUCGUAAACCGUUCCUGUCGUUUGCGGGGAUAUCCCUUGUCCCGUUCUUCCGUUCGCGGGACUGGACAGUGGAUAGUGGAUAGUGGAUAAUCAACAGCGAUCAAAGAGGUCCUCCAUCUCCUGUACCGCACUCCGUUUAUAUUGUUUCUAUCGUUACGAUGCACGCGUCCGCAACGUCUGCACGGAUGCGUCGAUAGCUCGCCUAUUUUACUUCGCGUGAGAUGUCCAUCAGUUUUCCGAGGUCCGAUCGACUCGACGCAUCGCUUCGGACGUUGAGACGUUGCGUCGUAGAUAUGUGCCCGUAGAAUUGUCGUUUUUUUUUUUUUUCAUUUUCUCGUAGCCUUCGUUACGUCAUCUUUAUUUCCCUCGUACGAUGUCUGAUGCAUGUCGCAUGAAUUCGUGUGUCGAUGGAAAAUUUUGUGUCGUGGUCGGUGUCCUGCGAUCAAUGUUUCGAGAAAGAUUGUCGCUUUUGCGAAAAACGACGAGAGCGACGAUUCGUUAAAACUGUUUCGUCGACUGGUCGAGAGGAAUUGAAAAAAUUCAUUGAUUGUACAAGAUAAAGAAAUCGAAGAGAAAGAAGGAGCCGAUGGACGAAGAAGAACGAACGGAUGUAUCGUGAUUAACGCAAUUAUCAUUCGGAGGUGAAGAUUUCAAUUGUAAUAUCGAUCGAGAUCCGAUAGACACGACGUCGAACAGACGGUAUCACUUUGUUGGAAUCCCUUUCAUGAGUGCCAAAUGUUUUUGUAAUUUUUUUCUAUCAAUUUCGAAAAAAGACAACCGAACGAUCCGGCGCCAUGGAAUCAUUGUCAGCCGUUGUCGGAUCAUCGUAACGGUAGUUUUAGUGGCAAUUAAAGUGUAAUGGUUACUUUGAUUUCGAUGUAACAUAGAGACACAUGACAUGCAUGGCAGACUCCCGGGGAGAUAUUUGAACAACGCACAUGAUAUCAUACAGCCUCAUAUAUUCCUCUACAUUAUAGAGUUGUACCAACCAAUAGAAAGUUGUUCCUUAUCUACCGUAGUUUGAACAUUGAAAACGAGGACCUCUUGACGAAUUUAUUAUAUUCAUCUCGCCGCAUCAACGAAUAAAUUGUCAUUCAUCGUUAACUUCGCGCACGUUUGGUAACGACGGUAGAAAAAAUAUUGUAACAAUGCGGAGAGGCGAUCGAUCAGAAAUGAUCGCACGUCUCGUUGUUGGACCACGUAACGGGUACAGGUACACCAAGGGCAGUUGCGACGCGGUUGGGCCGAAUCGGGUUUCGUUUUCGGUGCAAAAAGAUAAUCGUACCAUCCGAUAAUGAGAUGGUGAUCGUGACCUCGUAUGGGAAUGUUCGAACUUCGAUUUCAAAUAACUGCGGAGUCAGGGUGAGGAAAUAUCCGGAUACUCUGUACCGUCUAACCCACACGUAUGUACAUCUGUGCAAUUUCUCUACAACCGUUGUCAUUUAUUAUCAAUUAUUGAUAUAUAUAUUCGCAUCGUUAUUAAUCUUUUCAUAAUUAUUACGCAUUAAAAGUUAACCAACGUAUUUGAAAUAUCUGUAUUACAAAAAUUUUGGAUAAUUUAUCAGACACCUAUGUAUCUAUAUACCUACCUAACUAUGUGUCGCACAUGAUAAUUAUACAUUAUUUAUUAUACACGUUCAGCUAUACAAAUAAAUGAUUUUAUGGACAUGUGUAUUCAAUACAUACAUAUACCUACGUAGGUAACACGCAAGCACACCUCUCAACAGGUGUGCGAUACCCACAAAUUAUACACCUGCAUAUUUAUAUACAAAUAUAUAAAUACGAUUAUUAUAAUUAUACAAGUAUUAAUAUAAAUAUGAAUAUGAAUAUGCGUAUACAAUGCAUACGAAUAUAAAUAUAAAUGUUAAUAUAAUUAUAAAUACAAGUAUAAGUAUAAAUAUAAAUAUAAUUAUAAAUAUGAAUAUAAAUAUUAAUGCAAAUAUGAAUAUAAAUACAAAUAUAAAUAUAAAUAUCAAUGUGAGUAUGGGUAGAAGAAUUCAAAUUCUCUUUACAUGUGAGUAUCCUAACUACAAGAUAGAAAGUAAAGAAAUCUUCAUUGAAUAUUCUUGUAGACAGGUCGCAUGGAUUUACAUUCGUCAGUUAUUAUACGAUUGUUACACACGAAUUGAGUUGUAAUAGAAAUUUGAAUUAUUUCCCAAAAGAAAAUAAUAAAUAGGGAGCGUCAUAUCCGCGGUUUGACAAGCCUUGUUCCGUUAUUUAUUAUAAUCGCUCACCGUAAAUCGUAGGCUUCGCCCGCGAAUUCAACAACACGAUGAGAUCACAGUAAGAUUAACUCCAAAACUUGUAAAUUAUCAUUAUAAUUACGUAUUACGAUUAUAAAACUAUAUAUGUUCCAUAGAUGACUGUAAAAAAAAUAGUAACAUACAUAGGUAUAUCGAUAUUAGAACAUUGCGAUUGUCGCGGUCCGCGGUGCGGGGAAGUAAUAAAAGUUGGGACCCUACUUAUAGCUCGUUCGCACAGCCCGAUCGCUGAACGAUCGAGCGAUAACUAAUUGUCCUACAAUAAAACCAGGCGAUCAACAUCGCGAACGUUCGCCAAAUUUCACGCAUUACAAUCCUGAUUAGGCGAUAAACUGCGAUCUCUUCGCAUCGCGAAUACAAACCGAAAUGAAACGAAGUAAGAAGAAAGAGAGAGAAAAAAAAAAAGACAAAGGCAAAUGACGACAAGAUUUGAUCUCUUACACAUAUGUAUAUUGGGUAUAUAUUACCUCAAAAUAACAAAUGUUCAUCUUCAUAGAUAUAUAAUAGCGUAGAUAUAUUGAACUAUGAUAAUAGUCGAUAAACGAAAAUGCUGCAGGUUGGCUUAUUUAUGAAUAGAGCAUAUGUAAUUGUUACGGGACGGAGCAAUAUUAUUAUUAUGAUGAUCAUUAUCACUAUUAUUAUUAUUAUUAUUAUUACUACACAAAGAAUACCUAUAUUGUUAUUAGUAUCAUUAAUACUGUCAAUAAUAGAGAACGCUAGUAUGUGGAUACGUUAUGAAUUAGUGGAAAUUUGUCGUUGAAUUAUUAUGCAUUGUUCUAUGUAUAUUAUAUAGGUAUACAAUUAUUGCAUUUGCAUAUUAUAUUGAUAUAUCAUACAUGAUGAUAGGAUGUUAUAUAUUACAUUACCAUUACAUUAUAUUAGAUUAUAUUCUAUUAUAUUAUUAUCUAUAUUUCAAGCGAUAUAGUAGCGUGAUAUAGUAACGCCUUCAAUUACCAUAAUAAUAACGUUAAUUAAUCAUUGUUAAAUGAUAAAUAUAGGUAUAUAGUUGAACCGUCACUACCUGUCAUCGUCGUCUGCGUCGUUUGCGUUCUUAUCGUAUGUUUGCUCUUCGCUUUUUGCCACCCAUGCUUUUUCUCAAUAACCGAUGUCAGCUAAUCGCUUCUCCAAAUUGCAAUCUAUACCGCCAUAAACGGCGCUAUGAUAUGUGCAUUCUUUUUCACCGUACGAAAUCAAAAUUUUGGGCAAAAAAGUCACUCGUCUAUACGUAUACCUAAUGUCGACGAGUACGAGAUGUAUGCGAUCGGUCGUGUAUUCCUAUUCGAAUUCAACGAAUAUCAAGAGAAUCAGGAUUAGCUGCGUCGCGUCGAAUUGUUCGUAAAACUUUUAUUAUACAUAGCAGCUUCCCAAAAUGCAUAUUAUACCUAUACAUAUACCGAAGGUGUAUGUACCUAUAAUGUGUAUACCAUCCGAAUAGCAUCUGCGUUAUAAAUCUGUGUAUGAAAUUGUACUGUGUAUACUUUUAGCGGUGCACGGGUGAAUAUGGAUAUUGAAUAUAGUAUUUGUUCAUGUGAAAUUUCGAUUCGAGUUAGAUAAAUGAUUCGUCGGGUGACAUUUAUGCUUUCUCUUCGUUCGUACUUUCGUACACCUGACUCUCAUUAACAUAUUACGGGUAUACUAUACCUCUCGUCUACCGUUCAAUAACUUGCUUUUUAAUUCUUGCUUCGUUAUACGGUCUCCGAGGAAUAAUUAUCGAUGCAAAAGACAUACUUAAACUUAUCUAACACGUAUACACCUACUGUAGAAUAUACUCAAUAAUCAGAUAAGACCGACAUGUUAUCGAAAACGUUGGCGUUGUUGGGGAAACGGCUGUGAUUUCUUAUCAUUAACAUUAUUGUUCUUGGUGUUAUUAUUAUUAUUAUUAUUAUUAUUAUCAUCUAUUAUCUAUUAUCAAUAUUGUUGACGUUGACGUUACGGUUGUAUUUUUCGUUGAACAGUGAUGAGGUAUUUUUCUAUUCCACCCCGUAUACCACUGUAACCGUGGACUUCGUCGGCCGUGAAUUAUUGAAUUAUUUCUUUUCUUACUUGUCUUUGAAAAUAUACGGUAUAUGUAAAGCAACGGUUGGAGUGUAACGUGAUGAAACCGAAUGAAUAAAGGAUCAAUUAGUGGUCCGAAGCAUCGUGAAAUAAUUUUUAGCCAGUCACCGCAUACGUUCGUUCCAUUUAUUAAAUUUUCAAUCCCGCCAUAUGAGCGCAUAUAAUAUACCUGUAUACAUGUAGGUAUAGGCAUAGAUAUAUCGAACUAUGUAUGGUAUGGGUAUAUCUAUCGAUAUGUGUAUUAUCUGUAUGCGUCCGUCUGUAAUUCGUCCUUUGUCCAUUUGUUUUUUUUUUUCUAUUUUUGUUUUUUUUCGUCUCAGUGGCUGUUCGUCUGCAUGUAGAUGUAAAAUUGUAAAAUUUCUCAUUCACGUGCUAUUGUUCCUGAUAUUCUAUGUAUAUGUAUGUACACUAAGUGACAUCGACUGUAAUUUAUAUCCCCUCAUCCCUUGAUUGUGCAAGCCCUGAUCUAUAUACGCGCAACAGUCACGCAAUGGGUACUGUGCAGUAAUUGUUGUAAAGAGUAUAUAAAUCUUGGCUGUGAUCAUACCAUGUCGUACAACGAUAAUAGACGAAUGAUAAAUGCGGGAUCAAAGUCUGAGAUUAUUUAAUUUGGAAAAUUGGAAAGUUUAUACGUAACAAGGGCUUUGUAUCGUAUAUGAUAUAAGUAUGCAUAGUACAAUAUAUACGUCUAUAAGCAAUAAAUAAUGAUAAAAAUGGGUCACUUUAAUAAUUCAUCUCAUCACCUGUAUAUCGCUAUCGCUAGAUAUUUAAUUGCUCUGCAAAAAAAUCUCAGUGGACUUUUUCGCAAUUUCUGGAUUUCUAACGGCGGUUAUACAUACAUAUAUACCCUGCAAUAUAAUUAGGUAUGCAUAUAUGUAAACAGGCUGCGUAAUGCGAGAUAUAUAAUAACGUGUAGAUAAAGGAGUAACAGAUCGCUACAAUUUACGAACAGCGAACGCUUUCUCAUAGCUUCGAAAACAUAUUGCAAUAUACCUUCGGGUAUAAUUAUUAAAAGUCUAACAUCAAAUAGCA
Molecule: messenger RNA, 7453 nt
Organism: Athalia rosae (coleseed sawfly)
Lineage: Eukaryota; Metazoa; Arthropoda; Insecta; Hymenoptera; Athaliidae
Gene: Snap25
Product: synaptosomal-associated protein 25
Exons: 8
Coding region: 763-1434 (223 amino acids)
Biological process (GO): synaptic vesicle priming; synaptic vesicle fusion to presynaptic active zone membrane; exocytosis
Cellular component (GO): plasma membrane; SNARE complex
Molecular function (GO): SNAP receptor activity; syntaxin binding
Source: RefSeq, a predicted model, not a curated record